Molecule: messenger RNA, 2959 nt
Organism: Dreissena polymorpha
Lineage: Eukaryota; Metazoa; Mollusca; Bivalvia; Myida; Dreissenidae
Exons: 6
Coding region: 320-2869 (849 amino acids)
Source: RefSeq, a predicted model, not a curated record
UGCAUGAAGUAUUAUUAUUCCAAAAAGAAGCGGCCUAUUUUGAUUCUCAACCUUGGUUGACUGAUUUAUAUAAAUAUAAGCACAUGCGUUCAAAUGGAGACUUUAAAUGUACAACAUAUGCAUAUAGUUGUUAGAAGACUAUACUAAAGAGGCGUCACGUCAAAUUAAAAAGCCAAACGGCAUUCUAUUUUUCCUCGCGCAUUAACGUCUCUAAGGGCAACGUCAAAUAGAAGUCGUUAUUCGCCGUUUUGUUGUUCUUGCAACACGACGUGAAAAUACGCACGUACAAACAAAGAUUAAUUGUAAAACAUUUGAGACAAUGUCACACGCAAAAAGAAAAACGUCUCAGCAUUUGGAAAGACGUAAUGGCAGAAAACCACGCUUAUGCAUGGACAUGAAUGAGCACGUGGCCACUAAAAACACGUGCAUUGGUGACACGUGCGAAAAGAAAGAAACUCAUAAAGAUAACGGAGAACAUAAAGACUCCGGCUCGAAACUGCCCACAGUUGAGUCUUGCCCCGAUGACAGCGCAUCUAGCGGACCGUUGUCUCGUGAAUGGCUGCAGAAACUUACAGCAGAAGACAAAAAAUUACUAGCAAAAGUCCUUCAGGUCAUUCGGACCCGGUUUUUGCCCCGCCGCCCCGCCUCUGUGAUGUCGCGACCACCUCCACCGUCCCUGGCCGGCCUGAGGUCGAAAUCCUGCUCAGCCUGUAUCGAUUACGAAACAUUGGACCUAAUAAAGUCCAAAAACAACAGAAAGGCUAGAUCGGAGGUUUUAUAUAAGAGGAAACGUACAAGAAAUAGAUCCCGAAAACAAGAAUUCGGUCUAAGAACAUUAAAGUUUUCGGAUAAUAGUGGCAAAAUUAAGGACAACCAAACUAAACAGAAACGAAUGGACCACCGUGAAGUUAUCGCAAAAAAGGAUAACGCGAUGCCAAAGAAGUCCAAAUCAAAAGUGCCUUGCAAAGACCCGGCUAUACCUACCAGAUUACAAAUUGGCCGUUGUUCCCCAGGGAUGCCUAUUCAAUAUGCGAAAUCCGACAUAGAAACACAACCAACGUCUGAUGAAAUAUGUAGCUCUGGAUCAAAGUGCUCAACUGAAGACGGGCAGCCAACAACACCAAUCAGUGGCUACAGAACAGCACUGCCAAUCCAGAAACCUCUUAAAGACGCAUGUUCCACUAACUUUGAUGCAAAUGCAACAGAUGUUUCGGCCCACGAAGGAUGCGACAUAGAUCCGAAGUUGUCCGUUUCUUCACGGUUGGCAACACAAUUCCAAAAUAAUCCUGCCAAAGAACUACAUCCGUUCGAAAAAAAAGAGGUUUCCAGUUCAGAAGAAGUGUAUUUGAAAUUCCCAAGGAAAUAUUCAGAAGAGGAAAACCUAGCGAAACUGAAGGAAAUCGCCUCCUUGCCGAAAGUUAGCAUGGCAAACAUUGUGGCAUCAAAUGAAACAGUACGACGAAUUAUUCGGAGCAACUCAGAUCGAUCCAGAUCGAUUCAAGACACAAUCAUUGCUGGUCAAAGAAGAUCUGCCUCUUUGGCAGCUCGAGUGAAAUGUGAGACAAACACUGACACAGAUAUCGGCGACAAAGGGUGUGAUUGCAACAAGAAAAGCAAAAGCGCCGACGGGAUUGAAUUGAUUGAAGGACCAAACACUGUGUCCGUGUCAUCAAAGAGCAAAUCGCCAAGACAUGAAUCGUUGACUGAAGUCACCACAGUGACUGAGAUAUCGACAUCUCUGUGCUCCAUCGAUUCUGCAUCUUGUGCCAGCGACUCGUUCACAACGUCUUCGCUUGAGGACACGAAUGACACACCACCAAUUUACCUACAAAAGAAAUUCAGAAAAAAGGACAGGAAGAAAACCAAGUACCCAGAGAGCAAAAGUCAUUCAGCCACAAAGAAGCGUGUCGAUCACGAUGGAGUCCUUAUACAAAAGGGCAAAGCAGCUGAUGUCUGUGGAAAACACAGUCGCACUACACCCUGUGCUGCAUGUAGCCCAUACGCCCAACCCCAAUCUCUGGUUGAUAUUACUGACAGUGGUGGCGAUAGAACAAUCCGGCGUAAGGAUAAGCCCAAAUCUAGCAAUAGAUCAAAAUCGAACAAGCUUGCAUCUCACAGAAGAAGAUCUAAAUCUGCAAAAUCUAAAUCGCCUCUGAGUAGUAAACCGGCAUUUAUAAGUAGCGGAUAUGUGGGCAAUCGGCGAUGUUAUUCGCCAGAGAAGUCAACAGAGAAAGUACCAGCAGCCCGGCAUCGUGGACAUUUUAAACAUCUAUCACCUACGGCUAAAACAAACGCAUCACCCAAACGAGGAUGCCCAAAUAACACAGAAAACGAGUCCCAUAAGUUGGAAAAGCCACCUCUCGCACCGACUCCUCCUCCGAAACCGCAUCAGCGGAAACGAUCGAACAUAAGACUACAUCAAACUAACAACGCAAUGACCGGAGAUGAUAACGAAAAACCUAUAAUUCUGACAACGCGAUCAGUUGAACUUCGUUACUUAGCUUCUCACAUAUCAGAGGUCGGCGGGGAAAAUCUGAGCGCCGUAAAGUACAAUCCAAUGCCGCCAAAGUCAAGCCAAUCAAAGAAAGCCGCAUUAACAGCUGUAAACAAAGCCAGAAAGAUCAGACACACAAAUCAAUGCAGAAAAGAAGAGGUUUCUCAGACCACGGACAAAACAAUCGUUCUCCCAACUGUGGUCACCAUUCCAAGCGUUCUCUCAUCUGACGGUACCUCACCACGGUCUUACGUCACCUCCACUUGGUCGACUCAUAGUCUCACAGCUCGAUCGGUUGCCUCACACAACUCUGCGAUCUUGGAUUCAAACUGCGAGAUCAAGAACCAGACAAGCGUCUCGAUAUCAAAUUCGUGACUAGAAGUGAUAAUACUUAGAGACUUUUUAUUAUUUAUUAAAACAUGUGAAAGUAAAUUAUUGAGGCAAAUAAAUAUCAUUCAUUAUAAA